Molecule: messenger RNA, 4631 nt
Organism: Paramuricea clavata
Lineage: Eukaryota; Metazoa; Cnidaria; Anthozoa; Malacalcyonacea; Plexauridae
Source: the annotation of a GenBank genome assembly
AUGGAAAGAAUAAAGGAAAAUGAAAAACAUCUGAAUACUGUGGACGAGAAGAGAAAGAAAUUCGAGAACGACACAUCCUGUAAAGAAGAAGACGAAUCGUUUGCAAAAACUAUGACCGGACCGCAAAGUUCGCAACCCAUGACAGAGAAAAUACUCGGAGUACAGUGGUGCACAGAAGAAGAUUGUUUGUUUUCGACUGCAAGCAAUUUCUUGACGAGGAGCCCAAACAACACCCAACAAAGAAAUAUGUUGUUCGAGUGAUGUCGAAAAUUUAUGAUCCUAUGGGAAUUAUUACGCCACUGACUGUAAAACUGAAACUGUUUUGUCAGAGCUUAAUUAAGAAAUACAUUGGAUGGGAUGAACCGUUAGAUGAAGAGUCAUCCAAUACUUGGAAAUUGUUACAACAGGAAUUAAGAGAAGCGACACCAAUUAAAAUACCACGGUGUUAUUUCAACGGAGUUAUAUCUGAAGAUAUCACCGCUAGUUUGGAAGGAUCUGUGAUUGAUCAGUUAAGGAGUAUGCGGCGGUUGUGUAUUUAAGGCUAGAAACAAGAGAUGGCGUCCAUUUGAGCAUCGUAGCUUUAAAAACUAGAGUACCGCCUUUGACGAAGCAAUCUAUACCGAGACUUGAACUGUUUCAGCACUAAUACUGGCAAGAUCAAUAACGCAUGUAAAGGAAGCAUUGAAAGGAUAUAUUAGCCCGCGUGCAGGCCCAAGGGAACUGAUAGUGGGCCUGCAAGCAAGGCCCGGUAUUUUGUACUUUCCGCGUUCGCCCACGAACGCGGAAUUCUGAUUGGCUGUUUGCUGUUGGAUUCUAUAAUUAGGUCAGUGAUUCAUCACAAAGGCCCUCGAUAUUUUCUCGAUAAGCUUAAAAUUCGAAAAUUAAUCACUUUUUUCGAUUACAAGGAACAAGAACAGACUGUUUAUUGGAACAAGAACAGACUGUUUAUUGUUUACUUCAAGGAAGAGAUGUUUUUGCCGUUAUGCAAAAUGGGGAUAGCCAGUGGCGUAGCCAGCCCGACAAUUUGUCCCGCUAUGCAAAUUUCAAAUCAUUAUCAUUAUUCAUUUCUUUAGAAAUUGAUUGUUUUCACAGUCCAUAAACACGAAAAUAUUUGCAUAGCGGGACUAAUCGUCGGGCUGGCUACGCUACUGGGGAUAGCUUGUCGUGAGGUGUCGGAAUAGCAACAUUACGACUGGGGUAAACUAUAGUAACUUUUACUUGAGUUUCAUUAAUUUCAAACAGAUUUGACUACGUUAUAUGUUCCCCAAGAAAAUGAUCUUUUGGUUGAUGUUGAGAUGCAGUUGCAUGUAAGCCUAUUCGAAACACUUUGCGAUUUACAAGGCUUCGCUGAGAGAGCGAAACAGAAUACGGUAUUAAUUGCCGUUUGAAACGAAACAAUCUGGACUCUGAACGCUCUCUUCUUUUGUAGAGUUCUUUACCAAAUGAAAUAACUGAAAUAAAUUUCGUACUUUCCGCCAACAAGAAUUGCACACACGAUCUGAUAAGUGAGACAAUUUAUUUAUAACAAUGGCGACAGCGAAGCACACAUUAUAAAUGCUAAUAUGGUCGCACGACUUCCCUCACGAUUUGAAGUUUGAGACUGGUUUCCUGUUGAAAUUCGUCCAAAUUUGCCUGUUCCGAUUUUAGUUGAAAAUGAGCACUUGGAAAUUUGGCAAUUACUGACUGCGUUGCUUGCUUUUUUUGGAGUUAAAACGCAGCCAUUUCACAUUGUUUAUGUUCUGAAUAAGCAGAGAAAACCCCACAACAUUUUAAUGCGAGUUUGUUUGUUAAUAUUUGGGUGCUGUCAUUGGUUCUUUUUUGCUCUUUUCUGGAUAUGUGGUGAAACUCGUGAGUGGAAACAGUUUGUACAAAAUAGAGUCCUAGAAAUAAGAAUUCUUGUUCCACCAGAACUGUGGAAUCACUGUGCAAGCAAGGAUAACCCGGCUGACAUUCCGUCGCGACGAACAUCCCCAGUAGAACUAUCAAACAGUAUGUGGUUUAGCGGACCAGAAUGGCUGAAGAUCUACGCCGAUCCGAGUAAACAAACAAGUAUGAAUGAGAAUGAACCUUCAGAGCAGGAACUUAUCAAGGAAAUGAUAUUAAAGAAGUCAAAGAAACCUUCAGAAACGUCGUCCUUUAACACGACCUGUGAAGUAGGACAUAUUGGUGAAAUUAUCGAUUGUAAGAGAUUUGGUAGCUUAAACAAACUAUAGAGAACUACAGCGAUAGUGUUAAAAUUUAUCCAGAUGUUGAAAUAGAAGAUAGAUCCGACCGUUAAAGCAAAGCCAUUAACAGACUACAUGCUACAUGCUACAUGUUACAUGCUACGAUGUUCAAUUUCAACUGAUGUCGAAGGCGAAGACAAGAAAAUGGGAGCGAGAAUUCGGACUGUACCGUGAUGAAAGAGGUAUUUUGAGAUGUGAAGGCAGACUCAAGAAUGCAGAAUUAACUACAGCGCAGAAACACCCAGCAAUCUUGGAUGCGAAACAUUAUGUAACGUCACUAAUAGUGAGAGAAGGUCACGAAAGAGUAAAACACAUUGGUGUAAAAGAAACCUUGACAGAGAUUAGAUAGAAAUUUUGGAUUGUUAGAGGUCGUCAAUACGUGCGAAGACUGAUACAUGAAUAUGCAGUAUGUCGACAACAGGAAGGAAUUGCUUACAAACCACCAGAUCCACCAGCAUUACCAGUAUUUAGAAUCACGAAAGAUCACCCUUUCACGUACACAGGGGUGGACUUCGCUGGACCACUGUAUGUGAAACAAGUGAACGCAGUGGCCAUGGAGAAGGUUUACAUGGUUAUAUACACUUGUGCUGUGUCGCGAGCAGUACAUUUGGAUGUUGUGAAUGAUAUGACGGCAGAAGCCUUUUUAAGAAGUUUUAGGGGAUUCACAGCCCGCCGAGGAAUACCACGAGAGGUAAAAUCAGACAAUGGAAAAGCAUUUAAAGCGGCUUCAAAACAAUUAGCAGCCCUAUUCGAGAUUUCAGAAGUGAAGAAAUACCUUUCAGAUCAAAGAAUCCGAUGGACAGUCAACAUUGAGAAGGCACCAUGGUGGGGAGGGUUCUUCGAGAAACUAAUUAAGAGUGUGAAGAGAUGUUUAUACAAGAUUCUUAAAAAUGCCAGAGUCACGAACGAAGAACUUUAUACCGUGCUUACGGAGAUAGAAGCAACAUUAAACUCGAUACCGCUAACGUAUGUGUCUACGGAAGACCUAGACGAACCAAUUACACCUUCACACUUGAUAAAUGGAAGAAGAAUAAACUCGUUGCUGGAUGCAGUUAAGCCAGGAGAGGAAUCGAGAAUUGAGGAGAUAACAAACAACAAAGUUGCAAGACGAGUAUCGUAUCUUAGAACUUUAAAGGAACACUUUUGGCUGAGAUGGAAGAAUGAGUAUCUGCUUGAGUUACGCAAUGUUCAUCGACAGAAGACUAAACGACAGAAAGGAAAUUGUAUUAAAGUUGGAGAUGUUGUAGUUAUUCACGAAGAGAACGUACGUAGAGUAAAGCGGAAACUCGGUAGAAUCGAGAAACUGAUAGAAGGAAAGGACGGGGCUAUUCGCGGAGCUGUAGUUAGGAAAUUAACAGACAAAGGAGGAAAAUGUACGGAAAUUAGACGGCCAAUUCAGAAAUUAUACCCGGUUGAGUUGUCGGAAGGCGAUGAAGAAAUUGUAACGGCAGGAGAUAAUACGGAGAACGCUUCAGAGAAAGAAGAUCAGAAGACGGGAUUGAGAAGGGGACCAAUACGGGAGGCAGCAAGAAAGGCACAAGCGAAGAGACAGGAACUCAUUGAAUCAGGAAGUUUGUAGACAUUAACGUUGUUAACAUUUGAUUACUUUAGUUAUGAAACUGUUAAGUUGACCACUGUAAGUCAUAAGUCAUGGUCAACGGGGGGAGUGUAGGAUAUUUAUGAACAUGAUUAGGAUAGAAAGGUAUAGAACGCGAAUUGCAUGACGGGACAGAACAUGUGCUUGAGAGAAGGGUGCGCGAAUUAUUGAGAAACAUAUAAUUUAUACGUUGAGUUUUAGUUAUUAAAGUUAUCUAUACAAACACUUUCCACCCAGUGUGAGUUGACAAAUAAUUCGAUUAAAACUGUUUUAAUUCAAGUGGAAGGAAUUCUGAAUUCGCGUCCGCUCACGUACGUGCACGAAGAAAUGUGCGAACCACUCACGCCUUCAACCUUGUGUGUUGGUCGACGACUGUUAAGUAAUCCAAAAACGCAGGAAAAGACAACCAACGAGAACCAAGGAGAGAGAGGUUCCUGACUCGAGUAUUAAAUCAUUUCUGGGAACGCUGGCGUAAGGAAUAUUUGACGGAACUACGAGAACAGCACAAAGUAAAGAAUGGUUCAGUACGUGAUUCGAUCAGCCAGGGACACAUUGUUGUAGUUCAUGAAGAUAAAAUUCCUCGACAGCUAUGGAAAGUCGGUAGAGUUGAAAAUUUAAUGCAUGGUCGAGACGGGAAUGUACGUGCAGCAACUAUUAGAACAUCGUCUGGAGGUCGAGUGCAGCAACUACAAAGACCGAUUCAACGAUUGCAUCCAAUAGGAAUUUCUACAAAAAACCCAGACACUGUUCCACAGAUUAAGUUCGUUCGAGACGAUGUGCCUAAUGCAAUACAAGACUUUAAUACUUGA